AGCGCUCUGUGCGGCUCCAUAUUGGAUCUGCCUUUUCUUAGAAUUUGCACUGGAGGUCCGUCUGCGCAUAUUGUCUGACCUACAGUCUCACAGCCGGCUCUGCUACCCGGGCACAGGUAUGAGGGGUGUAGCCGACAAGCCGCGCUGUCACCCACAAAUGCUCCGCAGGCCUUUGUGUAACAGCCGAGCGUCAUUCUCACAGUUUUAACGUGGCUGAGAAAUUAGGUUAGAGGCGCACCUGAAGAACGCAACGAAAAGUGGCAUGCAGACUGAAGAAGAAAUAAUUGGAUUGAGAUAACGCCACACAGGCAUGAUGUUCACACUUACUGAGGUUGCGUCCUUGAACGACAUCCAGCCGACGUACCGCAUCCUAAAACCAUGGUGGGACGUCUUCAUGGACUACCUGGGGCUGGUCAUGCUCAUGCUGGCCAUAUUCGCCAUGACCAUGCAGAUCACCAAGGACCAGGUGGCCUGCCUUCCUUGUCUGGAGGACGCAGACGAGGCAGCAGGACCUAAGCAUGACCCGUUCCCCCCACAGAGCACGCGGGAGACAGCCACCGGGGCCUCUGUAACCAACAUCCCACUAGUCACUAAGGACCUACCGGACAGAGCGGUCCAUGAGCUCUACGUCACGCAUCAACACACUGCUGUGAAUGCAGAGAAGUAUGCCAACCAACCUCAACCAACAGGGGUCAAGACCAAUUUGGACUAUCAACAAUAUAUCUUUAUCAACCAAAUAUGUUACCAUGUUGCCUUGCCCUGGUACUCCAAGUACUUUCCAUACCUCACCCUCAUCCACACCCUUGUUCUCAUGGUCAGUAGCAAUUUCUGGUUCAAAUACCCCAAAACAAGCUCAAAGAUCGAACAUUUUGUUUCUAUUCUGGGAAGAUGUUUUGAGUCCCCUUGGACGACGAAGGCUUUAUCUGAAACAGCUUGUGAGGACUCCGAGGAGAACAAACAGAGGUUGACCGGAACAUCCUCAGCACCAAAGCAGAUAUCUUUAGAAGGGAAGGAGGAAGGCACAAAUGCCAACUCCUCGACACCCAUGCUUGGGGUGAAGUUCUCAGCAGAUAAGCCCAUUGCGGAGGCCCCAAGUAGUAUGACAAUCUUAGAUAAAAAGGACGGAGAGCAGGCCAAAGCCCUAUUUGAGAAAGUGAGAAAAUUCAGAGCUCAUGUUGAGGACAGUGAUUUCAUCUACAAGCUUUAUGUAGCUCAGACUAUUGUCAAAACGGUCAAGUUUAUUUUGAUAUUGUCCUACACCUCAACCUUCUUGGCUAAAAUUAAUUUUAAACAUGAUUGUGAACCUGAUAUUAAACAGUUAACUGGAUACAGAAAGUUCUUCUGUACGCACAACAUGGCUUUCAUGCUAAACAAGCUGCUUAUUAGCUACAUGGCUUUGAUACUGAUCUAUGGGAUGGCGUGCUUGUACUCUCUCUUCUGGGUGUUCCGACGACCUCUGAAAGAGUACUCAUUUGAGAAGGUCAGGGAAGAGAGCAGCUUUAGUGACAUUCCUGAUGUCAAAAAUGACUUUGCAUUCCUCUUACACAUGGUUGACCAGUAUGACCAACUCUACUCCAAGCGCUUUGGUGUCUUCUUGUCUGAGGUCAGUGAAAACAAGUUGAGAGAGAUAAGCCUCAAUCACGAAUGGACCUUUGAGAAGCUACGGCAGCUGGUAACCCGUAAUGCACAGGACCAACUGGAACUGCAUCUUUUCAUGCUCUCGGGUCUCCCAAAUGCAGUGUUUGACCUUACAGACUUGGAAGUGCUCAAACUGGAGCUGAUUCCUGAGGUGAGAUUCUCAGCAAAGGUUUCCCAAAUGACCAGCCUGCAGGAGCUGCAUCUCUGCCACUGUCCAGCCAAAGUAGAGCAGACAGGUUUUGCUUUCCUCCGUGACCAUCUUCGUUGCCUUCAUGUCAAGUUCACAGAUGUUGCUGAGAUCCCAACUUGGGUGUAUUUGCUGAGGAGUUUGCGGGAGCUUAACCUUAUCGGGAACUUGAGCUCAGAAAAUAACAAGAUGAUCGGUCUAGAGUCCAUGCGAGAUUUGAGGCAUUUAAAGACAUUAUGCCUGAAGAGUAACCUCACGAAAAUGCCCACAAACAUCACAGAGCUGUCACCACAUCUAAUAAAGUUAGUGGUACACAAUGACGGUACAAAACUGGUGGUACUAAAUAGUCUGAAAAAAAUGACCAAUCUAAUCGAACUGGAGCUGCACAGCUGUGAACUGGAGAGGAUUCCACAUGCUAUUUUCAGCUUGACCAACUUACAGGAACUUGACCUGAAAUCUAACAACAUCCGAACCAUAGAGGAAAUCAUAAGCUUCCAGCACCUCAAGAGGCUGACAUGCCUUAAACUUUGGCACAACAAAAUUAUCACCAUUCCAUCCUCCAUCGGCCAGGUCAAGUCUCUGGAGUCUCUCCACCUCUCGCACAAUAAACUGGAGUCUCUGCCUCCAGCCCUGUUCACUCUACCUAAACUGCGACACUUGGACGUGGGCCACAACUCCAUCACAGUGCUGCCACCGGAUGUGGGUCUUCUACACAACCUCCAGCACUUAGCCAUCAAUUCCAACAAGCUGGAGGUGCUGCCUAAACCUCUGUUCAGGUGCACCAAGCUAAAAGUGUUGUGCCUGGGGUACAACGCGCUCACUGUGCUGCCAGAGACUGCGGGUCAGCUGGUCCAGCUCACUCAGCUGGAGCUGAGAGGAAACUGUCUGGACAGACUGCCAGCCCAGCUAGGCAACUGUCGCCUGCUGCGCAAAAACGCCCUGAUUGUGGAGGACCAUCUCUUUGACACACUGCCUGUGGAAGUUAAGGAGAGCAUCAGCCGAGAGACCAACGUGUCUUUUACGAGUGGCUUAUAGCACAAAAUGACCAUUCAGACAGGCUGGUAGCUGUGGUGGUAGCCUGUAUAAUGGGAUGGAAUAGUGAUCUUUUUACUAUUAUUGUUUUAUUAUUGUUAUAUCCACAAAAAUGAAUGCAUUUUCUUGAUUGUUUUAAUGGGUUGUCUUAGAUGCUUAUGUAGUAAAAUGAAUGCAGAUCACUUUUAAUGUUGCAGAGUAUGUAUCAUCUAAUUCAACAUUAUUCAGAUUUUUGGCAAUUAGCAUUUCAGAGCUUUGAACAAUAAAACAUUAGGAAAUUAGAUUCUCUUUUUAAUACUCUGUAGACCAAAACUGUUUGCUCACAGUAUGUAGAUGUAUCACUAAUGUUUUAGGUACUCAGGUAAACUUGUAACCAUGGGGAACAAUCUUUUUUGCCUUAACUGCUGCUAUUUUUUUACAGUGAGGGCUUUCACAAACAAAAGGCCAAAAAUGACAAUUUCAUGUUGUAUUGUCACUUUUCAUAUGAACUCACAGCAAUUUCUAUAUGUGAUGGAAGAGAACACAAUGUAAUGCUCCCUUCCUGGUAAUUUUUAACUUUUGUUGAAAUCACAUAACCUUUAUUUUAAUGUCUUAUAGUUAACAGAAUGAUUUCAGAGUUGUAAAACUCAGGUGGAGACUAAGCACCAGAAAUGAACUUUUACCUUUGUAGAGAUUGUAUACUAAAGCCUAGAGUAAUUCAUUUGCACAUUGAAAACCUAAUGAUAUAAAGAUCAGUGAAUAUCUUUUGUGAUAACGUGUUCCUACACAGACAUGAGCUAAUAAAAGGGAAAUCUUUUGACCAUCUUUCUUAAUCAUGUUUUAAAAAUUAAAUGUGUAAUUAAAUGGGUCAUGGCUUGGACUGAUUAUGUAAUGAUAAACCUGUCUGCCUUCAUUCUUCUCAAUGUAUUUCUGUGUAGGCCAACAUAUAAGUGUUCUUCAGAGCUGCUGUACCACCUUGGUGAUCCUAUGCUCAAAGUUCAAACUCUAUGGCACAAUAAAACAAGAUUUUAGAUGAA
Scomber scombrus (Atlantic mackerel) is the source of this 3873-nucleotide messenger RNA. RefSeq names its product leucine rich repeat containing 8 VRAC subunit Da (gene lrrc8da). The record is from RefSeq and is a predicted model, not a curated record. NCBI's taxonomy places the organism in Eukaryota, Metazoa, Chordata, Actinopteri, Scombriformes, Scombridae. Gene Ontology annotation, molecular function: protein binding. The coding region runs from base 311 to 2860 and encodes 849 amino acids. The transcript is spliced from 2 exons.